Caenorhabditis angaria is the source of this 1655-nucleotide messenger RNA. The record is from the annotation of a GenBank genome assembly. Lineage: Eukaryota; Metazoa; Nematoda; Chromadorea; Rhabditida; Rhabditidae.
AUGCCGUGUCAGAGAACCUCUUGGAAUGUGGUUUAUCUUAUGGGAAUUUUUUCGUUGAUUCAAAAUACACAGUAUUCGAUUUAUUUGACAACAAUGUUUGCGUAUAUGAAAAAGGUUCGAGUUUUUUUUAUCUAGAGUAAAUUAAUUAAUAAGUUUAUUUAAUUUCAGUUAAAUUCAUCUGCAACUGAAGUUGAUUAUGGUUUAAUUGUUGCAACUUCAUCAUUUGGUCAUUGUAUUGGUUGUUUUUUAUUAGGAUAUUGGAAUAGUCGAACAGGAAAAUCAGCAAAUUCAAUGUACUGUGGAUUUUUUCUAAUGCUAUUAUCUAAUUUAGUUUAUCUUAUAAUUGAUUUUAUACCUCCUGAGAUGGUUAUUUCAACAAUGAUGAUUUCUCGUCUUCUUGGAGGUUUUGGAAUGGGAAAUUCAAGUCCAAUGAGAACUUGUGCAUCUCUUCAUUCAACUUCUUCUGAUAGAUCAAAAGCUAUGGCUUCGAUUUCUGGUGGAAGAUCUGUUGGUACUGUAGUUGGUCCAGGUCUUCAACUAUUAUUUAUUCCACUUGGUGAAAUUGGAUUCAAUAUUUUACCUGGAUUAUUUAUUCAUUCAAAUAAUGCGCCAGCUUAUUUAGGAAUUGUUUUGACUAUUCUUGGAAUUCUUCUUUUAACCUUUAUGUUUGAUGAGAAUGAUCUAUCUGAAGAUUCGGACAAGGUUGCAAUUGCAGAUUUCUAUUACAAAAGUGUGAAGGUAAUUUGUAAAAACAAUAGGAAUUAUGAAAAGUACACACAAAUCUGUUUCAGCUAACUUAUCCAAAUCCCGACAAAACAGCGAUGUUCAUUUGUAUGCUCACUAGAUUUAUUCAAAAUUUCAUGCAAAUUGCAAUCGAAACUCUUGCACUUCCACUUGUUAUGAUGAUGUUUUUCCAAUCGAGUCAAGAAGCAGUUGCAAGUAUGGCAACAACUUAUUUGACAACUGGGUUAAUAGCUACAAUUUUGUACCUAGCUAUUAUUUUCACCAGUUUGUCCAAGUAGUAAGUUACAAAUUUAUGUGCGUGUGUUUUCAAACCAAUGUUUUUCAGUGUUCGUGAAAAGAUUUUUAACUGUGGCGUAUUGCUACUUUUCAUUGUUCAUUUACUAAUUACAUAUCCGUGGCAAUUUUAUUCUACAAAAGUUAUUGAUUUUCCAAAUAAUAAUGGAACUUCAACAUGUGAAGAAUUCAGCUGGUGUGAAACAAUUACCAUUCCACCCGAGAUGGUUAGUUUUUAUUUUUCUCUUCAAGAGCUAAAUAUGUGGUCAUCUAAAUAUUUUCAGUUAUUUUAUAUCGGGUAUAUUUUAUCUUUUGGAUUGUUUAUGCCAUUUAUCAAUGUCGCGAACGCGACUCUUUAUUCGAAACUUUUGAACCCGGAUAAUCAAGGAACUCAUCAAAGUUUAUAUGAUAUUUCAAAUACAAUGGCUAGAAUAUUUGCUCCUUUAAUUAUAACAAAGAUUUAUUCGGAUUUUGGACCAAGACGAGUUUGGGAAUUUAUGUCAUUAAUUUUGGCAUUGACUGCCUCGUUAUGGAUUAUUUUUGAUAGACGAUUAGUUCCAAUUAAAGCGAUCGAAGGAAAAGAAAUAUUCGAGGAUAAUUCGGGUUUUGAAAAUCAGCAGAAAAAACUGGUGGUUUAG